AGGGAGGACAGAGAAAGAGUAAAGAAGUAGAGAGAGAGACACACCAGAUACAUCACCAAACCCUAAUGUUCUCUCACCCUCACAAAUAUCUUAUCUUUAUAGCUUUUAUAGAUUUACAGAAGCUUCCUUCAGAUUCACAAUCUCAUCAAACACACACAAACCCUUUCAAAAUGAUCUAAAGAAGAAACAAGAACCCUUCUGUACAAUCAAAUCAUAACCAAACCAGAAAGCAAAAGUUCCCUCUUUUACUUUCUUCUUCUUGUUCUUGAGGAAACUAGGGUUUGAUUUUAUUCUCCAAAAGAAAAAGGUCUUUCAUCCAAAAAAGUAAAACCCAACUCGUGUUUGUGUGUGUGUGUCUGAAUAUAGAUAAACAUUUACAUACCCUAAUAAGGUUACAUAUCAAAAUGGGAAGGGGAAGAGUGGAGCUAAAGAGGAUUGAGAACAAGAUUAACAGACAAGUCACGUUUGCUAAGCGCAGGAACGGUUUGCUGAAAAAAGCUUAUGAGCUUUCUGUUCUCUGCGAUGCUGAGGUUUCUCUCAUCGUCUUCUCCAACCGUGGCAAGCUCUAUGAGUUCUGCAGCACCUCCAACAUGCUCAAGACACUGGACAGAUACCAGAAGUGUAGCUAUGGUUCAGUUGAAGUCAACAACAAACCUGCCAAAGAACUCGAGAAUAGCUACAGAGAGUAUUUGAAGCUGAAAGGUAGAUAUGAAAAUCUGCAACUUCAGCAGAGAAAUCUACUUGGAGAGGACCUUGGACCUUUGAACUCAAAGGAGCUAGAGCAGCUUGAGCGUCGACUAGACGGCUCUCUUAAGCAAGUUCGCUGCAUCAAGACGCAGUAUAUGCUUGACCAGCUCACUGACCUCCAAGGCAAAGAGCAUAUGUUGCUUGAAGCCAAUAGAGCUUUGUCAAUUAAGCUGGAAGAUAUGAUCGGCGUGAGGAGUCACCAAAUAGGAGGGGCAUGGGAAGGUGGUGAUCAGCAAAAUGUUGCCUAUGGACAUCAUCAGGCUCAAUCUCAGGGACUAUUCCAGUCUCUUGAAUGUGAUCCCACUUUGCAAAUUGGGUACAGCCAUCCAGUGUGUUCAGAGCAAAUGGCUGUAACAACUCAAGGUCAGAACCAACCAGGAAACGGCUACAUCCCUGGCUGGAUGCUGUGAGUUGAUGCCUCUGAUUUGAUGAUGAGAAUCAGAUGGAUCUUUAGGCGUUCAAGGGGUGGGUUCUUGAUGAUGAAAAUGAGAUGGAUUAUUAUAUGAAUAAGUAUGGAAUGUAAUGAAUUGUGUUUAUGUAUGCUGGAAAAGACUUUUUAUUUGUAGACAUAAGUGGCUAUACAUAGCUGUGAUAGCCUUCAACAUCUCUCUUCUUCCGUUGCAGGAGAUGUUUGUGCCUUUUGAAACCUUGCUUAUAUAUAAACGGAUUGUAAUGUGUGAAAUGUUAACGUUAACCACGUUAUCAUGUCUU
This is a messenger RNA of Brassica napus (rape), 1458 nucleotides long. Its product is annotated as developmental protein SEPALLATA 2. The coding region runs from base 405 to 1157 and encodes 250 amino acids. NCBI's taxonomy places the organism in Eukaryota, Viridiplantae, Streptophyta, Magnoliopsida, Brassicales, Brassicaceae. The record is from RefSeq and is a predicted model, not a curated record. The transcript is spliced from 7 exons. Gene Ontology annotation, cellular component: nucleus. Gene Ontology annotation, molecular function: protein dimerization activity; DNA-binding transcription factor activity, RNA polymerase II-specific; RNA polymerase II cis-regulatory region sequence-specific DNA binding. Gene Ontology annotation, biological process: positive regulation of transcription by RNA polymerase II.